Messenger RNA from Acromyrmex echinatior (Panamanian leafcutter ant), 4177 nucleotides. RefSeq names its product ADAMTS-like no long nerve cord (gene nolo). Gene Ontology annotation, biological process: proteolysis; extracellular matrix organization. Gene Ontology annotation, molecular function: metalloendopeptidase activity. NCBI's taxonomy places the organism in Eukaryota, Metazoa, Arthropoda, Insecta, Hymenoptera, Formicidae. Gene Ontology annotation, cellular component: extracellular matrix. The record is from RefSeq and is a predicted model, not a curated record.
ACCUUCGGUGAAGUCCUUAAUGCCGUGCAACACGCACCCCUGCACAACAAAGUGGAUGAACGGAGACUGGAGUGCGUGUAGCGCAAGCUGCGGCGGCGGUUCACGAACAAGAUCCGUCUUCUGUACCGAGGAGAACGGAAACGAAACCACGAAGCUACCCGAUCACAAGUGUAGCAGCACGCACAAGCCACACAUUCAAGAGACCUGCAAUACCGUGUCCUGUCCGAUGUGGGAAACCGAUAAAUGGAGCGAGUGCUCCGUGACCUGUGGCACCGGAAUACGGACGAGGACGAUCGAAUGCAGAGAUGGUGUUGGUGCCAUCUCCAGGGACUGCGACCUCGCGGAACGUCCUCAUACCGAGCAGGCAUGCAAGACGAACGUCGCAUGUCCCACAUAUGGAGACGGUAUGUCACAACCCCUGAUGCAGCCGUAUCCUCUAUCUCCAAUGUCAGAGAAAUUGAUGGAUCAACCAAUACCUUCCGAAUCAACGUUCAUCGCCGAGGAAUGGUCUCCCUGCAGUGUCACCUGCGGCGAGGGUGUCAGGCACAGAGAGGUGCGUUGCAAGAUAUUCCUCGAGUUCAGCCAAACCAUCGCUAAACUACCGGACAGUCAGUGCUCCGGCCCGAAGCCCGUUGAAACGGAGAAGUGUACGAUGGAACCGUGCGGUUUGCUGGAAAACAGCUUGUCCUACAGGAUCGACACAGUUGGCGAUAGCGGAUACGCCGAAUCGAGCCUAACGGAUUCGUAUAGUAGAUCAUCGUCCGGUAGUUCCGGCGGAAGCGGAUACGACAGCAGUAUCAAGGUCGCCCCGGGUAGCGACGUGCAAACUACGUACUCAUGGAAGGAAACUGGCUAUACUCCCUGCAGCGCGACAUGCUUAGGAGGUGUUCAAGAUCUUAUUAUAAAUUGUGUGCGGGACGAUACCGGGAAAACGGUGAUGCCGCUUUUAUGCUCCGCGGAAACGAAGCCAGAGGCGAGGAUACGAGUCUGUAAUGAUCAUCCAUGUCCUCCAAGGUGGAAUUAUAGCGAAUUCUCCACUUGCAUGAGCCCUUGCGGUAUUGGUAUACAGACACGUGACGUUGCUUGUAUCCACGAGGUGACACCCGGCACCAACAGAGCAGUGACCGUUCCAAAUUACAUGUGUCCGCAACCACCGCCCGCCGAUAGACGAUACUGCAAUGUACUGGAUUGUCCUGUCAAAUGGAGCACAGGGGAAUGGGGGAAGUGUUCGAGAACGUGCGGUGGUGGUGUGAAGAAGCGAGACGUAGUUUGCGAGCAGAUAAUGGCGCAAGGUCGCAAGCAGAGUCGCGAGGAACGCGAAUGCCCGGCUCAAAAGCCAGCCAGCGAAAAACCUUGUAAUACCAGAGCCUGCCACGACUCAGACUUAAGUUCUAACAUGCCACCAACCAUCACGAGUCUGAAUACCACGUACAAUCAAACAGAUAUCAAUGCAAAGGUAGAUUUAAAGAUUGGCGGAAUUGCCAAGAUUUUUCAAGGGACACCUUCUAUUAAAAUUCGCUGUCCCGUUCGAAAGUUUGACAAAGCGCAGAUCGUAUGGACGAAAGAUAACAAGGAAAUACGAAAAUCCAGAAAAUACAAGAUCAGCAGAAAGGGAGCUUUGAAAAUAAUCGAUAUAGUUUCUUCGGACUCGGGAGUCUAUGGUUGUAUUGCGGGAAAUUCGCACGCAGAGACGCAGUUGAUAGUAAAAUUUCGUUCCAAAGAGCAGAUAAGUAGCGAGGAAUAUUUACGACUUGGCAAUUCCGUUCACCUACAACGAAACGCGAAUCUCGAUUCUGCACCAGCAAAUUCUGGCGAAAGUCCAUACACUGAUCAUGCAGCAGCUUAUGGAAACCGUUUUGAUAGUGAGGAUCUUAGCCAUGAACGUGCGUUUCCUAGCAAACCGACGAGAAAACCACAUCAAAAGAAGCAAAAGACCAGUCCCACUCCGUCAGAUGCCACGAUGAUGCAUAAAGAGCAUACUGUUACCUCUCUCAACCAGCCGGGAUAUCACGAGUCCGUGGAAUCACCUGCUCCAUCAAGUGCUUCCACUCUUGUGCCGCACUUAAGCUACUUGAUAUCGAGCUUGAAGGCCUAUUGGCCGUUUCACAGCGAAAUAGCCAGAAGUAAUAAUCGCAGAACCGUUUCUACAUCAUUUGUCAAGGACGAUCAUAAAAGAAUGGCGACAACAAAGCGUAAAAUGUCUAAUAAAGAAGCCGACUUCACGUAUCAAAAUGUAGAGGAUAACUUUGACAAUUUGUAUCGUAACACAGCCAUCCCGGAUGAGACCUUCGGUCCAGAUGAAGAACGGAUAUUUAUCGAUGUCGAUCCGUACGAUUUGGACGAAUCUGUAUUCGGGCUGCAACACGGCGACAAUAUUAAAUCGGAUAUAAUGGAGAAAGUUGAUACCAAGCUUACUACAAAGCCUGACAUCGAUUAUAUCGAAGAAUCAUUAAAAAAUGUUAAACGACAAUGGCAAGAGUCGAAAACCGGAUAUAAAGAUCACUGGAGCACCACGCCCAAAAGUCACGUCCUUCAAAGCAGAGAUACGACAGAAUCUAUCACAUCUUCACAAAACGAUGAAAUGAACGUAUAUUACAUUGAAGAUUCGAGCACAAAAAAGGAAAUGCUCAAGGAAGCAGACAGUUUUACCGAUGAUAGUGAUAAGUCCAUCAAUCACGACAUUUAUGGAAGCUUGAGAACUGAAGCUCCAUCGAAUAUCACCUCCACAAUGAUGUCUAGAAGUCCUGAAGAUCGAUUAAGGAUAUCGGAGUCGGAUCAUCGUAGUUUGAACCAUACGAACAGGACAAUCGAGUACAGCGAAGCGUUCGAGGAAGAGCUGGAUAAGCGGAAAAUCGUGCCGUAUGUGGAAAAUCACACGGCGGAUUAUACAAUCGCACGAUUUCAGACUACUAAAAACUUGGAAAAUAGAGCGAGAGAUGAUUCGACAUUGAUAGAUGAUCUGAGGUCGGAUGUUGUUAGGGAGAAUCCUGAUAAGAACGUAAAGAACUUAUCUCAUAGUCGAGAGGAUCAUGCUGGCUCCAUAAAGGCCUUCUCAAUUGAUCUAAAAGAGACAUUUAGAGAGGGACAACGUGAUGGAGAUAAGCCCGCGAACAUUUUGACCUCCACUAUAAUGGAAGAGGACGACACAACAAAAAAUACCGCUGUAAAAUCUCUCGCUGUAUUAGCUGCGGAUAAUGUUCUGGUCUUCGAGUGGGUUACGACCGAUUGGUCGAAGUGUUCUCAAACUUGCGGAGGAAGUGGAUUCCAGAUGCGAGGUGCACAGUGUACAGUUCGAUCGACGAAAACAGAUGGCAACUUCACGCACGUUUCGCCAAGAACGGUAAUCGGUCAGACAUUGUGUGAGGACGCCGGAUAUCCAGUACCGCAGAAGGUGAAACCCUGCGGAAUGGGCAAAUGCCCUCAAUGGCAUGUCACGGAAUGGACUCCGUGUGAAACGUCCAGAUGCUUCAAUUGGAAAACAGCAAUGCAGAAACGAGACAUUAGCUGUCGUCUGGUGCACGAUGCUAAGGAUGGACACGAAAACGUCACGUUGUUAGACACGAGUAAAUGUGACGAGGCUACGAGACCGCUACAAAGACAGGAAUGCUACAAUGAUGCUUGUAAGGGUGUUUGGAGGGUCGGCGAAUGGACUGAGUGCACUGCAUCUUGUGAAGAAGACGGUAUCAAAUAUAGGAUUUUACAAUGUGUCUGGUUUGGUACAAAGAAGCCAGCGGGAAAUGCUUGUAGAGAUAUACCACGACCUCCUGUAAUGAAAACAUGCAGGGGUCCGCCUUGUCCUCAGUCUACCGCAUUUGUAGAAGAUUGCAAGGAUCACUUGCCACUGUGCAGAGUGAAAACCAUAAACAUAUGUAAGGUGCCCCUGUAUAAGAAACAGUGCUGCGUAUCGUGUCGCUAGAUUCGAGAUAUUGAUUGUAAAUGACUCAUUGUGAGGAUUAGACAAAAUGAACGCUAAUGAAGAGUGUGCAAAAGACAGAGAGUGUAAAUCGUGAUUAGUCGAAUAAUUACUUCGUAACAUAUAUAAAUGCACCCGGGAUGCCUGUUGUUAGUAAAUUAUGUAACGCACGCGGAAGGAGCGGCUCACUGUGGAAUAAAAUUGCACAGUAUUACAAUGUCCGAUUUAUAGAUUAAAAUACAAGUAUCCAAAAGUUGACCAAAA